Molecule: messenger RNA, 831 nt
Organism: Balaenoptera musculus (blue whale)
Lineage: Eukaryota; Metazoa; Chordata; Mammalia; Artiodactyla; Balaenopteridae
Product: double homeobox protein A-like
Exons: 7
Molecular function (GO): DNA binding
Source: RefSeq, a predicted model, not a curated record
AUGGCCGAAAACAAUUCUCCAUACAAGGCCGUGGCCACAAAGUGUAGACGCAGCCGCACCAAAUUCACAGAAGAGCAAUUGAAAAUCCUCAUCGAUGCAUUCAACAAAAAACCUUACCCGGGUUAUGCCGCCAAACAAAGACUUGCUUUGGAAGUCAACACUGAAGAGUCUAGGAUCCAGAUCUGGUUUCAGAAUCGAAGAGCUAGGCACAGGUUCCUGAAAAGACCUGAGAAGAACUUAGACUUAAGACAAGACCGAGUUUACCCUGAAGAGAAUAUUCAAGGUAUGAGAGACAGACGAUGUCGUACCAGCUACACUUCUUCCCAAUUACAAACUCUCAUGAAUGCGUUCAUGGAAAACCCUUAUCCUGGGAUUGAUUCCAGAGAGCAACUUGCUGAAGAUAUUGGGGUUCCAGAGUCUAGAGUCCAGAUUUGGUUUCAAAACCGAAGAUCUAGACUCCAUAUCCAGAAAAAAAGAGAACCUGAAGAAGCUUCAGCCCAAAGACAAAACCAGGGACAAGAUCUCUGAGAUGGGAGCAUUCAAGGUGGCACGUUCAUCAGCCUCAAGAGCUGUCGGCUGGCGACAUCCGUUGUUAUGGAAACCGCAGCCAGCCAGGGACUAGGAGGGGGCUGCGACGGGAGCAGCGGCUCGGCCCCUGUGGCCUCUCAGGCUGGUUCCGACCAGCGCGUGGAGGCGGCAGAGGCCGGUGUCUCUGCCUUGAUCACCUGCAGCUGCUGCCAGGCCGUUGAUAAGGGGCCUGCUGUUUAUAACCAUGAGCUACGAGAAAUUGGUCACAGAUGGAAGCAGCAUCCAGAUACCCCCGUCGUGUGA